AUGAGGAUUCUUCUGCUGUCGGUGUUUGUGAUUGGUUUGUUAUCAACGGAGUACGGACGAGCUGCGAAACAAACUGGCAACCAGUAUUAUUUUUGCAAUUGCGGCAAGAACUCGAAGCUUUUGAUUUCAUUGAUGAGAAAACUGCUAAGCAAAUGUUCGGGGAAGAAAAUUCCAGAAAUUGGAUCAUGCCCAAAAGCGCCUAAAAACUGCCAAGAMGUUUUCACGAAAUGUGGUGGCAAAAAGAGCGGCGUGUACAAAGUCAAUCCCGAUGGUAAAGGAGAAUUCAAGGUCUACUGUGACCAGAAGACUGCAGGGCCUCCCCCUGGGAGGGUAGUAUUCCAGAGAAGAAAAGAUGGUUCGGUUGACUUUUACCGAGGAUGGAAUGACUAUAAGAGUGGUUUUGGAGAUCUUAAAGGCGAAUUCUGGCUUGGCCUCGACAAGAUUCAUAGAUUGACGCAUCAAACACGAAACCGUCUUCGUGUUGAGGUUGAAGACACUAAAGGAAAGAGCGCGUAUGCCGAGUACGACUACUUUGAUGUGACCAGUGAACGAAGCAAAUACAAGUUAAGUCUUGGAACUUACUCAGGUAAAUCACAUUUGUGCAAAAUAAUUUCUUUUUACCAAAGGAAAAUUUCAUCCGCUGCAUAUGGCGUUCACAGUACGUUCACCAUCCGGAAAAUCUGACAUAUAAGAGAACGCACGAAAUUCUCUUGUAAGUGGAUGACCCACAAAUAUUUUCAAAAGCUGUAAAUAAGAUUUGUAAGAGGGCUUUAAAUGAUAGCACAAAAACAAAC
Exaiptasia diaphana is the source of this 794-nucleotide messenger RNA. RefSeq names its product fibrinogen-like protein A. Bases 1 to 684 code for a protein of 227 amino acids. The transcript has 3 exons. The record is from RefSeq and is a predicted model, not a curated record. NCBI's taxonomy places the organism in Eukaryota, Metazoa, Cnidaria, Anthozoa, Actiniaria, Aiptasiidae.